AUGGAGACCUUCGUGAAAGUUUUCGGUUGUGAAGUACUCUCGACGGACGGUCGCGUUCUGUUCUGCAAAGUCUGCGAGAGAGAAAUCUCGGCCGAUAAGAAGUUUGCGGUUUCACAACACGUGAACGGAGUGAGACACAAAUCGUUAGUGGAGAAGAAGAAGCAGCAGACAGACUCAUCGAGCGUCUCUCAGAUGCUACCGUUCCUAUUAGCUUCUGGGAAGCAAUCGCAAUUCCAUCUCGACCUCUGUGAUGCCUUCUUGUCGAGUGGCAUACCGCUUUUCAAAUUGGACCACGAAAAACUAAGAUCGUUUUUCGGGAAAUACGUGAAACAUCAGGUGCCGAGUUCAUCCGCGUUGCGCAAAAACUAUAUCAGGAGCGCCUACGAGAGCAAGUUGGACUCUAUCAGAAGCUAUGUCGCUGAGAAGUUCAUAUGGCUCUCUGUCGAUGAAACGACGGAUGCUACAGGUCGUUUUGUAGCCCAUGUUGUCGUCGGGACUAUGGAGACGACAUCCAGCCGAAGCUUCCUUCUGCACUGCGAAAGUCUAGAGAAGACAAACGGUAGUACAAUAUCGCAGGUCUUCGUCAAUUCGUUGACGCUCCUCUGGCCCCAGCAAAUCCAGCACGACCGUGUGCUCUUGUUUGUGUCGGACGGCGCAGCCUACAUGAAAAAAGCAGGCACGGCUCUCAAAGUGAUGUUCCCGAAAAUGCUGCAUUUGACCUGCACCGCACAUGCAUUGCAUCGAGUGGCAGAAGAAGUGAGACUCCUGUUUCCGAAGGUAGACAAGCUCGUCUCGAAUGGCAAGAAAAUUUUUUUGAAAUCAGCUUCAAGGACAACAGCCUUUCGCGAGAAGGCACCCGGGAUACCUCUGCCGCCUCAACCAAUCCUGACGCGAUGGGGAACCUGGAUUAAUGCCGCUCUCUAUUACGCCGAGAAUUUCGAGGCUUUCGCGGUGGUUGUCCAGUCUCUGGACGCGUCUGAGGCCGCGAGCAUUGCGCUAGCUCAAGGAUUGUUGAAGGACGAGUCCCUGAAACGAGAUCUCGCUUUCAUCAGAAGUCAUCUCGGUCACCUACCACCUGGCAUCGAGAAACUUGAAAAAAAAGAGACUCCUCUAAUCGAGAGCAUUGGAACGUUUGAACGAGUUCUAGACGCACUCGAAGAUACGCCAGGCCAGAUCGGGGACCGGCUCCGAGAAAAGUAUAAAUCGGUAUUGAGUCGGAAUCCAGACUACGGUAGUGUCAAGGCGAUUGCGGAUGUUUUAAGGGGGGAUAUCCCCGAAAGUUGUAACCUCGAUUUUAGUCCUGGGGAAAUUGCCGCCUUCAAAUUCGCUCCGUUGACGUCCGUUGACGUGGAGAGGAGUUUUUCUCAGUUGAAAUACACCCUUGACGAUCGUCGUCACAGUUUUACUUUCGAAAACCUACGGAUGGUGCUAAUUGUGUACUGUAGCUAA
This is a messenger RNA of Galendromus occidentalis (western predatory mite), 1449 nucleotides long. RefSeq lists its product as uncharacterized. The transcript has a single exon. NCBI's taxonomy places the organism in Eukaryota, Metazoa, Arthropoda, Arachnida, Mesostigmata, Phytoseiidae. Gene Ontology annotation, cellular component: nucleus. Gene Ontology annotation, biological process: regulation of transcription by RNA polymerase II. Gene Ontology annotation, molecular function: double-stranded DNA binding. The record is from RefSeq and is a predicted model, not a curated record. The coding region runs from base 1 to 1449 and encodes 482 amino acids.